Molecule: messenger RNA, 1959 nt
Organism: Naegleria fowleri
Lineage: Eukaryota; Heterolobosea; Eutetramitea; Acrasida; Naegleriidae
Exons: 2
Coding region: 1-1959 (652 amino acids)
Source: RefSeq, a predicted model, not a curated record
AUGACGACCGACAACGCAUUAUCUUCAACCUCAACUGUGCAUUUCUCAUUUUGUCCACAAACAGCCGCACACGAACAAAUGAUUCAACAAUACUCUUUCAAGAUUGAAGCUGUUUUUGACCACAAAGAAGCAAGAGAAACAUUCAGAAAGUUCUUACGAAAGGACUGCUUGAAUGAAGAACCUUUCAUUUUCUAUGAAGCCGUCGAACAAUACAACAAGACACGCCUCAAUAGAAAUCGAUACGAAUUGGCUCGAGACAUUAUUGACAAAUUCAUUCUCGUUGGUUCCUCUCAUGAACUGAACUUAUCCAUGAAUGACCGUACCGAACUCCUCAAGCGAUGGAAACAAAUCACACAAACCAAUCAAGACAUUUCCAAUGAAGAUCUCCAAUGCCCUCUCGAUUUAUUCAGUCGCAUUCAAGACUUGCUUUUCAUUGAACUCAAAGUCGAUCAAUUUCCUCGUUUCAUUCAUUCGGAAAUGUUUAAAAAAUUUCUCUUGAAAGAGUUGAAACGCGAUGAUCACGUGUUGGACAAGUUGGGAACCAAGUGGAAGACCAGUGGUGGUGCUGGUGCUGGUGGUUUGAGUGGUGGUGCUAUCGGUGGUGCUGGUGGUCUGAGUGGUUUUCCGACUACUACUACUACUUCUAGCUCCUCCUCUAGCCUCAUAGCAACAGCAGCACCAGCCAUGAAGAAGCGAACGAGUAGUAGUGAGGAUGUUGCUGCUGCAAGUUGCUCCUCCUCCAACAGUUUGAGUGCCCUUGAUUGGCAAGUAUCCACUAAGGCUUCCUCCUCUCGAAAGGCUAGCCUUAGUGAAUCUAGUUCGGGGACAACUUUUUCUUCCUCAUUAUCGAUUCAUUCCUCUCAUCAUCCUCUACAACAACAUGAAGAGGAAAUGGACUCUCAUGAUAGUUCCUCCACCACAGAAGAGGAGGACCAUUCCGUAGAUGAUAGGAUUGCCAACUUUUAUGAAUCUCACUCCUCGGAUCACCUUUCCACCGACUUCUCUUAUACAACAAGUUCUUUUUCUGCAAUGAAUGCAUCCCACUCGGGAUCAUCAUCAUCAUCAUCAUUCCAUGCAAACACCAUUCUGCCCAUUCUCGAUGAAACCAAUACCUGUAUCACUGAGAAGGACUAUGAAUUGGCUCUUCAAUUACAUCAUUCCUAUUACAGCGAUACUCACAACAAUUCAUCGUGGAAAGUCGUGGAUGAGAAAAUCGGAAUGAAGACAGCCAUCUCUCCUCGAAUCUAUACCUUCAAUUAUUCCAAGUAUCAGCACUCCACCUCUUCUUCUAAACAUUCUCUUAAGGAAAUUUCCAACAAUCUCAGGUUUUACGUCGCUCAAAGUGGAAUUGUUCCAGGCACCACUCGAGAAUGGAUUGAUUUACUGUAUGGAGAACAUGUCCAGAAAUUUUACAAUGAAAUGUACAAGACUCGAUUUCAAGUGGAUUAUUAUUCAAUGAAUCCAGAGAAGGACAUUCCAUAUCCAACGAGUUUCAUGUAUGCUGAGGCCGCUCUUCCAUUCCCUUUCACUAAUCGAGACUUUAUCUAUGCAAAAACCAUCAUUCCAGAACAAUACGAUCUUCUCACUGGUUUAUACGAUCGAUAUGUAUUGAUCAUGAAACCAUCGAGUCAUCACGAAUAUCCUGCCAAGACAAAUCCCAUUCGAGCAAGCCAUCAAAUCAUCUAUGUUGUGGAAAAGUACACGAGAGCGAGUGUUCGUUACACAGUUUUUGAAACUGGUGACAUGGCAGGCAAGAUUCCAAAUUCAUUUUCAGCGAAAUUCUUUAAGGGAACUGCCAAGAUGAUGCAUCGAAAGAUUAGAAAGGUGUGUGAAAAGGCCUAUGAAAGCGCACAAAGUACAGCUCCUGUGCGAGAUCAUGAUGGAGGAUUGGCCACAUUGAAAGAAUAUGAACAAUAUUUGGCAAAGAAGAGAACAGAGAAAAACACGGAAAGUUAUUAG